This is a messenger RNA of Lobosporangium transversale, 4473 nucleotides long. Its product is annotated as AEX-3 domain-domain-containing protein. Gene Ontology annotation, biological process: regulation of Rab protein signal transduction. The record is from RefSeq and is a predicted model, not a curated record. The coding region runs from base 239 to 4405 and encodes 1388 amino acids. Gene Ontology annotation, cellular component: cytoplasmic vesicle. The transcript has 13 exons. Lineage: Eukaryota; Fungi; Mortierellomycota; Mortierellomycetes; Mortierellales; Mortierellaceae.
CUCGUCAGUGUAAUAGCAGCAAAUGUAAAUGUAGACAUAAUCCAGAAGUGGAUGUAAAUGUAGAUGUAAAGAUAGGGAUAGGCAAACUUUUGGUCUCUUCUCUCUUUUCUUUUUCCCUCUUGUAUCCUCCCUUUUCCCUCUGUCCUCUCCUCUCUUUAGUACAUGCAUUUGUUUCUCAUAUAUCAUUGACAACACACAUAGAUAUUUCAUACAUCCAACUCACAGAUACCUUCUAUCCAUGACAUCCAUGACAGGACAAUCAUUACCUCCGAAGCGUAUUGCUGACUAUUUUUUCAUGGUCGGCUUGAGGGAUGACAUUUUAUUGGCAGCAUCAGACAUCCCUCCAACUGAACCCCUCACGUCUGAUGUUAGUCCUACAAGCGAAACACAAUAUCCGCCACAGAGUCAGAGUCAGGGUCAGGGUCAGGAUGUUUUUGUGCACAGCUCAUUUUUCAAUGGUGACACAGCCUCAGCUUUAGCUUUCAUUGCAAACAACCCGCAGACACAUACACAAGCAACGGAGACAUGUAAAACCAGGUCCAACCAAAGGGCACGGUCCAAGUCCAUGGCACAAGUGACUCGCCCCCAUCCAACCUCCGCCACCCUCGAUAAUCAAUCUUCAACUCCCCCUUCCCGAACACUUGCGCCGCCUUAUUCAGUCAUAGAUUCGGCACUUACUGAGAGAUCUGCGGUCACAGCAGCUCCAAAGACAGCCAUCAACGCUGCUUUGGCCAUAUCAAGGCGACCCAAUAGGAGGUCGGUGACAUUGAGUGAUAUUAAUAUUGUAGAGAAUAACACUACAAGACUUCGGCACAAACCAAGUUAUCGACACAUAUCUGCAGGAACGCUUUUCAGGACAGUGCAGGAAGGGAUCCGUCAAGAAAUAGCAAAGGACCCAAUGAUGGUCCGAGAUGAUGAUGAUGAUCAUGAAAUGUACACAGCAGAGCAACACACUAAUCAUAGUCCUAUAGCAGCAGUAGCGGAAACUAGAAUAAUCUCUAACAUGAGGCGACAAAGCACAAGUCCAUUGAAUAUGAAUGCAAUGACAACACAAAUACCUGCACUUUCCAAAAUCCAACAGCAAGGGAAAACUAGAUUUUCGGUACAGGACAAGAAGUGUUUAACUUUUGAAAAAAAUAUGGCUGUAGUCCGGAGUCGGUCCAAAAUCGUCCACGGAGCUGACAACGCUCAAGCAGGAGGUACGCAGGAAUUAACACAGGAAUCAGCACGGAAAUCUCCAGAUAUACAUCCUGCAGAGCUGCUCUUUGAUCCCAUUGUGACUUGUCGGUAUCCAGAGACAGACUGGGAGGAUGCAGAGGCCUUCCCACCUCAUUUGCCAAUGUUCUGCUUUCCAGGAGGGCUAUCCUUCGUAUUACAAGAGGAACGACCACCAACCACAUAUCACUCCUUUGUCAUGACACAGGAAACCGGGAAUCGAUCAUAUGCAGUGUGUGUAACUAUUUAUGAACGGCUACCUACAUCCAUGCAGCAGCAAUUUAUAGCUCUCUGUGAACAUUGGACUAGGAACCACAUGUCGGAGAGCGAGAUGGAAUAUGUGAAGGCCAUCAAGACUAAGAUAUCACGGGAACGAGCAACACUCCAUAGUUUACGAAACAGAUUAAAAGAAGAACAGACUCUCGGAAGGAAGCCGCAGAUUCUGGAUCUGAAGCGAGACAUCUUUGAUUCAGAAGAAAAGUUGGCGCUGCUAGAGGAUCAGAUGCAGCCUUGGAAGAGACUCUUCGUGGAGCCCGAGGAUGUUUGGAUCCCACGAUGUGUGGGUCUUGUGAGCGCGGUUCCAUAUCAUUAUCUGCUGAGAGAUUGGCUGUUGGCAGUGGUUGUGGCAUGUUCAGGUGGCGUGGAGCAUCCUGGAUUGAGCUCAAAUUCUUUCCGACUUGAAAGUUAUGUGAAAAACAUUAUCCAUGACGUUGGUAUCCCUCCGUUCGGAAAACUGGAGAUUGGAAUCACCAUCAAUGACCGCAUGAUUUACGCAUCCAGGCCGGCUCUAAAUAGCGUUCCUAUUGUGAAAAAUUUCUCCUUGUAUCCGCUAUUCCGGUGCAUUUCAGCUGAGGAUAUUGUUACUUUGAUUGAAGUUAUGCUGUCCGAAGGCAGGAUUAUCUUUAUUUCUUCUCACUUAGGGAUGCUGACAUUAGCGGCCGAAAGUCUCCUGUAUAUGUUCUUCCCACUUUAUUGGCAUGGAGUUUAUAUCCCAAUCCUCCCAGGAGCAUUAAUGACAUGUCUUCAGGCGCCUGUACCUUAUAUUAUCGGCGUGAAACGAAGCUGUUGUGAGUCCGACUUCCCACCCGAAGAAGCUUGUGUAGUAGAUUUGGAUAGAGGAACAGUGAAUGUCCAGUUGCCGCCUAUUCCAUUGCCUCCACGGCCGCGUAGAAAGCUAAUCCAAUCCUUCGAGCAAUAUGCUCCAUCUUGCACAAACUCUGCUCGUCGCCGCCUGGUUGCCGCCGUCACAGCCUCCACGGCGCCAACUGCCUACAGUAUUGAUUCUGUCUCAGGCCCUCCCAAGUACGUUCAAGAGGCCUAUCCAUACUCAAGGCUAACCUUAUUUUGCGGUGUCUCCCGAGCGCCACGUCGAGGGAGCAUCGUGCGGACGGACUCUUUACGUCCUCCUGCUGGUUCAGCAUUCUCAAACAUAACCAGCGCAUCUUCUUCUGUACAGGAUGUAUCAUCAUGCUCAGGAAUUAGUAGAAACUCUUCGACUAAUACAUUGACUCAUAACGGUUUACAUCCUGCCUCUCUACCCAAAAUCCCUAAGAUGGAAUUUGAGAAGGAAACGUUAAUGGAGGGGCUAGCAGAUGAAAUGAAAAUAGUCCUUGCCUCCAGUGAUGACCAAGCGCGUGUUACGGAUAUGCCCUUAACGGCUGAAGGAACUAACAGAGAUCCGAGGAAUAACAAGGUUGCACCCGAGCAGAACACAACUGAGGUUACUACAGCGAUGCGUAAAGUACUGACUUCUCAACGCGCUCAUGCAAACUUAUUUGAGGCACAUAAGAGACAAGAUUCAGGUUCCUCAAUACAACAACAAGCACAACAGCAAUCAUCAUCGUCCUCCAAUGUCAAUAUAAACAGUAUCCAGUGCAGCUAUUUGGCAUCUGUUGAUACUCCAACUAGAGCGUUAUCACACAAGUCAUCAAUGACCUCUAUUGAAUCGUCAAGGUCCAGACACCAAGGCUCUGUAGUCCACACUGGUUCUCCAUUGUCAACAAUGACAUCAAAUACGAUGGCAAGUAUCAAUGGGUCAACACAGCCAGGAGAUACAUACUACAUGCAUUAUGAAUCAUCAUCUACUACGUCAUUGCCUCCCCUUGUGCACAAUAUGAGUGCAUACUCCAUUACAACUACCAGUAAUAAUGCCAGCUCAACUCUUCUCGGCAGCAGUGUAGGAGGCGGAGGCGCUGGCUCUAUUGAGGAAGCUGAGCCAGAACCAAGUAUAGCUCCCAUACUCAAAGAAGGUCAUGCCCUCAGCUCUGUCCCUAGUCCUGCUCCAAUUGCUCUGAUUAAUUGUUGUUGUGGCAUCUGUUCACAUGUCCUAGCAUCUCAUCAACAAAUUUAUCGAUGCGAAGGAUGCUCACUACUUAUUCAUGCCGGAUGUAUUGAGGAAUUGCUAUACCCAUGUGUUCCUUGCGGGUUCGAUGAAUCUGGUAUCUGCUGGAGUGUGUUGCAAAUGUGGGCAGGGUUGUUGAAGGGAUAUCGAUCAGGCAUCUUAGCAGGACAGCAAGCGCUCCAGCAUCAGAUGCAGCAGUUUCAACAGCAACACUACAUGCAGGCACAAAACCCUAGAGGGGUUUCUGGGCACACAAGGCAGCGGUCAAGCAGUGGGAGUGAAGACUGGGGAAGUGCAGUCGAGAAGGAAACUAAAGAUCUGCGGUUCACGUGGGCAAGUCUCCGUGGAUGGGCCAGCAGGAGCAGCAGUACAACAAAUACUAAUACGCCAUCGACUCCAAGUGUAAAGAGUCCAGCAGUUGGAUUUUCUCAGACCAUUGAAGAUGCUUCGACACAGCAGCAACCGGUGACAAGAGCAAGACGGGGAACGGGUGGAAGUGCAAUGAGCGAUGUGGUUCGGUUCCAUCGAGAUGUUUUUAUGAAGACUGUGGACAAGGAUGCCAAGCCGUUUAUGACGGCGUUUACAGAAUCACAGGCAUUUGUACAAUUUGUGCAGGACCGCGUUGAUCGCUCUCCUGGAGACCCUGAAAUCAUGUUUUUUGACGAAGUCAUCAAAACUAAAAUUAAUCGCUCACGGUUCCGUCUUGGAAAAGAGGAGACCAAGUUCUUGGACGACACAUCAUAUGGAAUUCAAAGUACUACCAAGGCAGCGCCACCGUCGGGCGAUAUUGACAUUCAUAAUGGCGAAACAAGACGUUUCCCAACUGGUCUUGAUCCCGCAUAUUUGUAAAGCUCCCUCCCUUUUUGCACUCUUCUAGACGAAAUAAAAUAAUAUGAUAGCAAAGUUUUUAUUAUAUC